GGGAAGGUUAGGAGGUUUAGGGUGUUUAGGGGAUUUAGGGGUAUUUAGGGGAAAUAUACAAUGGAAGAGGAUCGAUCGAAAACUGCGAAAAAAUGCCUGGUCCUCUUGCAAGGUAUCAGAAAUCUAGCGUUACCCAGCCGAUCGCUCAGCGAAGAUACCCAAAAUCGCCGUCGGGAAGAAUGCGAACGGAAGGCGCGCCGCGGCGAGAUGGACCCCCGGCUGGAGUUCACCUUCCAGCUGCUGAUGGACGCCACCGGGUUGCCGCGCAACGAGAUCAUGGACCACGUCUUCGAAGGCGACAUGCUCGACGAGAUCAACCAGCUGUUUUUGCCGCACAUGAAGACCCACGUGAUGUGGUUCUACCAGGAGGCGGAGGAGCCGGCCGCGGAGGCGGUCGACGCCGUCGCCAAGCCGGCGCUGAGACAGCAGCAAUUGCAGCCGACCACCAGCAGGAGCAACUUGCUGCAGCCGCUCGCCGACAAGAAGAGGCUGUUUCUCACCGACGGUGUCGAUGUGCCUCUCAGAGGUACUCUGGUGUAUAUAUUCAGGACGAAUUGCGGUAAACAGCUACCCGAAGAAGGCUUCCAAAAGGACCUCUUCGGCGGCGUGAUCAACGCCCGAAGCGUCGGCUUGGUGACCAGCAUACAGCGCGUCAUCGAGCACGUCUUCAUGGAGGUGCUGGCCCAUCCGAGCCUCGAUUGCGAAGACGACGCCGCCGCCUGUCCCAUGGUCAAAAACAACCUGCUGCCCAACCUCAGAUCCUUCUGCAGCGUCUUGAAAGUGUGCGAGGAAGUGUGCGGGGUUGGAAACCUCUUCGACGACGGCAAAACCACGAUGGGGCAUCGCGACGCCGAUGAGGUAAAGGAGCUGGCGAAGCACGCAGAUCAGAUUGUUGUCUUGGAGAACCGCGUCAAAGGCUGGAUAAAACGACUGGACGAGAUACUCAAAGAGAGCGAGCAAAUCCGCAGGGAGAACGAUUCCUCUGGUCCACAGGACGAGCUGGAGUACUGGAAGAAGCGGGGCGCCCAGUUCUCGCAGAUCGUCGGCCAGGUGAACACCUCCGAGGUCCAAAUGACCAUUCUCUGUUUGAAGAUAGCGCGCGCGAAGGUGCUGAAGGAGUGGCGGGAGACCGACAAGAAGAUCACCUUUUGCUACAACGAGGCCAAGGACAACGCCAAGUUCAUCCAGGCGUUGGAGACCAAAUGCCAUUCGCUCUAUCUGGACGAUCCGGUGAAAAUGCGGAAAUCCAUAAUGGGGCUGCUGCAAACGGUGCGAUUGAUACACAGCGUGUCCCAAUUUUACAAUACCUCGGAAAGAACGUCCGCCUUGAUGGUCAAGAUCACCAAUCAAAUGAUCGAAACGUGCAAGGACUACCUGACCUGCAGAGGCCAGGAGAGCAUCUGGUCGCAGGACCGCGGCCACGUCAAGGACAAACUGACGCACUGCAUAGCCUUGAACAAGGUCUACAGGCGCACCUACGAAACCGUCAAGUCCCAACCGUUUCUGCCCGGUCGCCAACAACAGUUCAACUUCUCCGAGAACUACGUCUUCGGCAAGUUCGACGUCUUCUGCAAACGCCUGGCCCGGAUCAUCUUCACCUUCGAUCUGAUCGACGACUACACCGGCCUGUUCCAGCGCAGAAUGGAAGGUUUGCUGCUCGGUGAUGCUCUCGAGGAAGCAGUCCAGCGGUUCUCGGACAUCAAGCAGGCCAUCGUCAGCAAGCAGUACGACUACCUGGACCACAGGAAUGUCGAUUUCGAUGCAGAUUUCGGGGCGUUCAUGGCGCAGACGGAGCAGCUUCGACAGGGAAUCGCCGAGACGGUCGAGAGGAACUUCGACAGCGUGUGGGAGACGCCCCAAGGGAUACGGUUUCUCACCAGGUUCGAAAAGGUCAGCAAGAAGAUUCCUCUGGCGAAGAUGGACGAGAAGUACGACAGGAUAUUGAAGUACUGCGAGAAGGAGGUGGAGAGGAUUAUAAAGAUGUACAAGAAGCAGAAAGAUGAUCCGCCUGUAGCUAGGAUGUACCCACCGAUUGCAGGUCGGAUCAAAUGGUCGAGAGCUUUGGUAUCCCAUUUGGACGAUUUGCUAUCCAGCGUUACGACCCAUCCGAUUCUAAAGACUCUUCCAGCCACCGUGGAGCUAUCCAGGAAACACGUCGCCGCCGAAAUCGUGCUCAAAGCCUACGAAACCGACAUCGUAGCCCUCUGGAUGAACCAACACGUAUCCGACGUGGACGUCUGCCUCACCAGGCGCCUCCUGGCCGUCGAUCGCGACCGCCUCAAGGUCAACGUCCAUCCGGCCGUGUUGCUGUUGAUCCGCGAGAGCGAUCUCAUGGCCAAGAUGGCGCUGCCCGUGCCGAUGGUGGCGUUGACGUUGCUCGCCAAGCGCGAUCACUUCGACGUGGUGCGCGAUUCGCUGCAGUUCCUCGUCGACGACUACGAGCGAGCGGUGGGGGCGGUGAAGCCUGAGGUGAGGCCUCUGUUCCUACCGCAUCUCAUCAAGCUGACGCACAACGUGGAGCCCGGCAUCGUGGAGCUCGAUUGGGUGUCGCCCCGAUGGAGGGAGUUUAUCGAUAGAGGCAACGCCGCUAUAGGGAACUUCAAGGAAUUGACUGAUAGAGUCCACGAUAUCUACUCGAAUCGGGUGCUGGAGGUGUUGGACAGCAUGCAAUCGGUGCAGUUGUACGCGUUGCCCGAAGCGGGCGAAGAGCCUUGGACUGUGGAGGUGUUUUGCAACAAAAUGGAUUUGGUCUGCAGAUCCGCCGCUAUCGAGUUGAACAAGAAGAGCCGGAUGAUCGAGGAGGCGGUGGAGGAGAUCCUGUCGUUGGUGAAGCGUGCCGAUAUCGAUCCCCAAAGCAGCCUCGACGAUGAAGCUUUCAAUUUCGAAGAAGAGGAGAAGACCUUGGAGACGCCGACCACCCAGCAGCAAUCCGAUUGGUCGAUGGUGUGGGAGUGCUUCGAGAAGCCUUAUAUUUUGAUCGGCAGCGCAGCCGUCAAGUCCUUGCAGGAGGUGGUGAAGGGCGCCUUGGGCGAGAUGAGGCGGUACUACAGCAGGAAAAUCGUCGACGUGCUGGUGAAGGUCACCAGGAGUUCGUUGGACGCGUUGCGUAGGAGAUUCGCCGAGGAAUAUUCCGAAGGUCGCACGCCCGUCUUCAAACUCAAUUCCAUGCUGCUCAUACCCAAAGUGGGUGUGAAGCCCAAUCUGGAUGAGGUCCAGGAAAUCCUGACGGCGGCCGGCAAAACCGUCACGUCGGUGUCCAAAGGAGUUGGACAAUGGUCGUCGGGACCGUUUACACAGGCGGCGGGGGCGGGGGCUGGGCCCAAAGCCUCCGGCUGGCGGAAGCUCGCCGGCCCCAAGCCCAAUCUAAUGGACAUUGUGAACCGUUCACGCUUCGACGGUCGCAAGGCCGCCAAGCAACAGGCCAAGCAGGACGCCGCCGCCGGCGCCGGCGCCAAGACCAAGGCGGAGGAGGAGGCGCGGGCGAAGAGGCGCCGCCUCUACCGGUUGCUCACCGACGAGCGACCGACGGUGCCCGUCCAACAUAGGAACUUCUUCGGCCACGUCAUGGAGAACAAGGAGGUGGCGAAGACGAUGUCGUUGCUCUCCACCUGCUUGAACGACAUGAAACCGGAAAUGGCGUCGUUUAUGACGAGAUGGCGGCCGUACAGCGUGCUGUGGAGGGGCGAGAAAUCCCAAAGGGAGUUGCUGAACGCGCCCCUACAGGAGUUCGAAUCCUCUUUGAGGAAACACGAGGAGUUGACUGAACGAUUGGACACCGAACCGGACGUUUUCCUCGUGGAAAAUUGCCUGGCCGUUUCCACGGAAAACCUCAAAUUCGGUCUGUUGACGGAGAUCAAAUCGUGCACGCACAGGAUCGGACAGGCGAUGAGGAAAAAAUACCGGAGAGAAAUGGAUUACGUUUACGCCGUUAUCAGCGAAAUGGACAGGAAACUGGAAAGGACGAUAAGAGAUUUAGACGAUGUCAGAUUGAUUAUGGACACUUUGAAGAAAAUUAGAGAACAAGAGGUCGACAUGGAUUUGAAAAUCGAACCGGUCGAGGAAGCCUUCAACGUAUUGCAGCGGUUCAAAGUGCCGGUGGAGCGCGAGGUGACCGAGCAGGUGGACAAUCUGCGGGACACGUGGAAACAGCUCCUCGAGCGCGCCAUGACAGUCCAAUUGAACCUAUUGGACAUGCAGCCGGUGUUCGAGCGCGAGCUGCAGACCAACCUGAGCAAGUUCAAACAGGACAAGGUCGAUUACUGCGACGAGUACAGGAACGCCGGUCCCAUGCAGGCCGGUCUCACGCCGCGCGAAGCCUCCGACAAGCUCAUUCUCUUCCAGAACCGCUUCGACGGCAUGUGGCGCAAGCUGCAGACGUACCAAAGCGGCGAGGAGCUGUUCGGUCUGCCGCAAACCGACUAUCCGGACCUCGCGCAGAUCCGCAAAGAGCUCAACUUGCUGCAGAAGCUCUACAAGCUCUACAACGACGUCAUCGAUCGCGUCAACAGCUACUACGACAUCCCCUGGGGCGAGGUCAACAUCGAGGAGAUCAACAACGAGCUGAUGGAGUUCCAGAACAGGUGCAGGAAGCUGCCCAAAGGUUUGAAGGAAUGGCCGGCGUUCUUCGCGCUGAAGAAGACCAUCGACGAUUUCAACGACAUGUGUCCGCUGCUGGAGCUGAUGGCCAACAGAGCGAUGAAGCCGAGGCACUGGCAGAGGAUCAUGGACUCCUUGAAGCACGUGUUCGAGUUCGAGAGCGAGGGUUUCUGCUUGAAGAACAUCCUCGAAGCGCCGCUGUUGCAGCACAAGGAGGACAUCGAGGAUAUUUGCAUAUCGGCGAUGAAAGAGAAAGACAUCGAAGCCAAGCUGCGGCAGGUGACCAACGAGUGGACCGUCCACGAAUUGACCUUCAUGACGUUCAACAACAGAGGCGAGCUGUUGCUUAGAGGCGACACCACGGCGGAGACCAUUGGACAAUUGGAGGACAGUUUGAUGAUAUUGGGUUCGUUGUUGUCCAACAGAUACAACGCUCCGUUCAAGAAGCAAAUACAAACGUGGGUGCACGACUUGUCCAACACCAACGAGAUACUGGAGAGGUGGUUGCUGGUGCAGAACAUGUGGGUGUACCUGGAGGCCGUCUUCGUAGGCGGCGACAUCGCCAAGCAACUACCUAAGGAAGCCAAAAGGUUUUCGAAAAUAGACAAAUCCUGGCAGAAGAUCAUGCAACGCGCCCACGAAACACCAGGAGUUGUAGCCUGUUGUGUUGGCGACGAUAUGCUGAAGCUACUCCUGCCGCACCUCCAAGAGCAACUGGAGCUGUGCCAGAAAUCGUUGAGCGGCUACUUGGAGAGGAAGCGCACGAUGUUUCCGAGGUUCUUCUUCGUAUCGGACCCAGCUCUGCUGGAGAUCCUCGGCCAGGCUUCGGAUUCGCACACCAUCCAGAACCAUCUACUGUCCAUCUUCGACAACACGCGCUUCGUCAGGUUCCACGACAUCGAGUACAACAAGAUCACGGCCAUCGUGUCCUCCGAAGGGGAGACCAUACAGCUGGAGAAGCCCGUCAGGGCCGAAGGCAGCGUCGAGACGUGGCUCACGCAGCUGUUGGUCACUUCGCAGGCUUCGUUGCAUUCGAUCAUCCGGCAGGCCCACCAGCAGAUCAACGACGCCAAUUUCGUGCUGUUGCAGUUCCUGGACAAGAUGCCCGCGCAGAUCGGGUUGCUGGGGUUGCAAAUGAUAUGGACGAGGGACGCGGAGCUGGCCUUGAUGCAGGCCAGGCACGACAAGAAGACCAUGCCGGACACCAACAACAAGUUCCUGGAACUGUUGAACACUUUGAUCGAUCAGACCACCAGGGACUUGGCCAAGAUCGAACGGACGAAAUUCGAGACGCUCAUCACCAUUCACGUACACCAACGGGACAUCUUCGACAUUUUGUGUCGUUUGAACGUGAGGCACGUGAACGAUUUCGAAUGGUUGAAGCAAUGCAGGUUCUACUUCAGAGAAGAGCAGGACAAGACCUUGAUCAUCAUCACCGACGUGACCUUUUCCUACCAGAACGAGUACCUCGGAUGCACCGAUCGAUUGGUCAUCACCCCUUUGACCGACAGGUGUUACAUCACCUUGGCCCAAGCCUUGGCGAUGAGCAUGGGUGGGGCCCCUUGUGGUCCUGCAGGUACCGGCAAAACGGAAACCGUCAAAGACAUGGGAAAAACUCUGGCUAAGUACGUGGUGGUGUUCAAUUGCUCCGACCAAAUGGACUACCGAGGUUUGGGACGAAUUUACAAAGGUUUGGCGCAGUCAGGCUCCUGGGGUUGCUUCGACGAAUUCAAUCGCAUCGAAUUGCCGGUACUGUCGGUUGCUGCGCAGCAAGUGGCUGUGGUACUGGCCAGCAAAAAGGAGAAGAGGAAAACCUUCCAGUUUACCGACGGCGAUAUCAUCGAAAUGUGUCCGGAAUUCGGGAUAUUCAUCACCAUGAAUCCCGGAUACGCGGGCAGGAAGGAGCUGCCGGAAAAUUUGAAAAUCCAAUUCAGAACCGUCGCUAUGAUGGUACCCGACAGACAGAUCAUUAUCAGAGUGAAAUUGGCCAGUUGCGGAUUCCUGGAGAACAUCACGUUAGCCAGGAAAUUCUACACUUUGUACAAAUUAUGCGAGGAGCAAUUGACCAAGCAGGUCCACUACGACUUCGGCUUGAGGAACAUACUGUCGGUGCUGCGCAGCCUCGGCUCCGCCAAGCGCGUCAACAACAAAGACACCGAGAGCACGAUCGUGAUGCGCGUGCUGCGCGACAUGAACCUGUCGAAGCUGAUCGACGAGGACGAGCCGCUGUUCAUGUCCCUCAUCGCCGACCUAUUUCCCAAUCAAACGCUGGAGAAGACCGCCUAUCCGGACCUGGAGGAGGCGAUCAACGGCCAGGUGGAGCAGGCCGGGCUCGUCAAUCACCCGUCCUGGUGCUUGAAGCUCAUCCAGUUGUACGAAACCCAGAGGGUGAGGCACGGGAUCAUGACGUUGGGACCCACAGGAGCCGGUAAAACUACUUGCAUACAAACCCUGAUGAAGGCCUUGACCCAAAUGGGCGAUCUGCACAAGGAGAUGAGGAUGAAUCCCAAGGCUAUUACGGCUGCUCAAAUGUUCGGGCGCCUAGACGUGGCCACCAACGAUUGGACCGAUGGAAUCUUCUCGGCCUUAUGGAGGAAAACCUUAAAGUCCAAACCAGGUGAGCACGUUUGGCUGGUGUUGGACGGUCCGGUGGACAGCAUCUGGAUAGAAAACCUCAACUCGGUGCUGGACGACAACAAGACCCUCACGUUGGCCAACGGCGACAGAUUAUCCAUGUCCCCCACCUGUAAAAUCAUCUUCGAGCCUCACAACAUCGACAACGCCUCGCCGGCGACGGUGUCCAGAAACGGCAUGGUCUACAUGAGCUCGUCAGGUCUCACCUGGAAGCCCGUCAUCAAGGCCUGGCUGAAGGGCAGGAGCGCCAAGGAGGCGGAGGUGUUCCAGCGCCUGUUCGACGAAUCCUUUCCGAAGCUGUACGCCUGGGGAGCGCAGAACCUGCGCCUGGUGAUCGAGGUGUUGCAGUGCAACGUCACCUUGCAGAUCGUCAGGUUGCUGGAAGGUUUGAUACCGAAGCAAGUGGUACCCGCCGAAGAAGUCUCCGCCGCCAAAUCGGACGCAGGCGAUCCGGAAGACGAGGUGCUGGAGGAGGUGGAGAAGCAGGAGGAGAACAAGAUCUUCACCGGCGAGCAUUUGGGUAAGUUGUACGUGUUCGCUUUGGUGUGGGGAAUGGGAGCCUACUUGGAGUCGGAGGAUCGGAGCAAGUACGACCUGUUCGUCAGAGAGGAACUAUCCGCCGUUCUGGAUAUACCGGUGAACAACAAGAACAAUCCCGAUGCUACAGUUUUCGAUUACGUGGUGAACGCCGAAGGCGAUUGGGUAUCCUGGAGCACCAUGGUGACGAACUACGUUUACCCGGAACUGGCGACGCCGGAUUUCUCCCAAAUCCUCGUUCCCAUACAGGACAACGUCCGGAUAAAUUUCCUGAUCGACGUGGUGGUGUCGCAGGAGCGCGCCUGUCUGCUGAUAGGCGAACAGGGCACCGCCAAGACGGUGAUGAUGAAGAACUUCAUGAAGAAGAUGAACGGAGAGAUCUACUUGAACAGAUCGUUCAACUUCUCCAGCGCCACCAGUCCCUAUCAGUUCCAGAAGACCAUCGAGAGCUACGUGGAGAAACGGAUGGGCAACACCUUCGGUCCCGCCAACGGCAAGAAGAUGAUCGUCUUCAUCGAUGACAUCAAUUUGCCGGAGAUCAAUUGCUGGGGUGAUCAGGUAACCAAUGAGAUAGUGAGGCAAACGAUGGACAUGGGGGGAUUCUACAGCCUGGAAAAACCUGGAGAAUUCACCACCAUCGUGGACGUUCAAUUCGUAUCCGCCAUGGGUCAACCGGGAGGCGGUAAAAACGACAUUCCCUCCCGUCUGAAGCGACAGUUCUGCAUCUUCAAUUGCCCGUUGCCCAACGAAGCGUCCAUAGACAAGAUAUUCGGAGUGAUAGCCCAAGGUCAUUACAACGUCAAGAGGGGUUUCACCGUGGAGGUGAGGAAUUUGGUCAAAAAACUCAUACCCUUGACGAGGACCCUUUGGAAGAACACCAGGAUGAAAUUGCUACCCACUCCAGCCAAAUUCCACUACGUGUUUUCGUUGCGAGAUCUAUCCAGAGUGUGGCAAGGAAUGGUUGGUACCCUAUCCACUGUAAUAGAAUCCGAAGGCUGCAUGAUGGUGCUGUGGAAGCACGAAUGCACCAGGGUGUUCUCCGACAGGUUCACCAUCGAAGAGGACAAGAGCUGGUUCAACCAGGAACUGCUCGACCUGGUGGAGGAGCACUUGGGCGAAGAGAUGCGCGUCAAAACCGAACCGAGUCCGGUCUUCGUGGACUUCAUGAGAGAUGCUCCGGAACCGACAGGCGAAGAAGGCGAAGACGCCGACAUGGAGCUGCCGAAGGUGUACGAGCCGGUGACCAACGAAAACGAGCUCAGGGAACGUUUGGACAUGUUCCUGGCGCAGUUCAACGAGAUGAUCCGAGGCUCCGGUAUGGAUUUGGUGUUCUUUCCGGACGCCAUGUUGCAUUUGGUGAAGAUAUCCAGGGUUAUAAGACACCCGAGAGGAAACGUUAUGCUAGUUGGCGUAGGCGGUAGCGGAAAGCAGUCGCUGACUAAGCUAUCAUCGUUUAUAGCAGGUUACAAAACCUUCCAGAUAGCCUUGACGAGAUCAUACAACAUCGGCAACUUCCUGGAAGACCUGAAAGUCUUGUACAGAUCGUGCGGUUGCCAAGGCAAAGGUACGACCUUCAUCUUCACCGAUUUGGACAUCAAAGAGGAAGGCUUCCUGGAAUACUUGAACAACAUCCUAUCCUCCGGAGUGAUAUCUAACCUAUUCACCAAAGACGACCAAGCGGAGAUCAUCCAGGAACUGACGCCGAUCAUGAAGCGCGAGAACCCGAAGCGCACGUUGAACAACGAACUGGUCAUGGAGUACUUCAUGAACAGAACGUGCCAGAACCUGCACGUGGUGUUCUGCUUCUCCCCGGUGGGCGAGAAGUUCCGCAACAGGGCUCUCAGGUUCCCCGCUCUCAUCUCGGGCUGCACCAUCGAUUGGUUCCAACCGUGGCCCAAAGACGCCCUGGUGCAGGUCGCCCAGCACUUCCUCUGCGACUUCACCAUCGCCUGCUCGACCAACGUGAAACUGGAGCUGGUCAAAGCGCUCGGUUCGAUCCAGGACAUCGUGAGCUGCACGUCGACGGAGUACUUCCAAAGGUUCAGACGCGCCACCCACGUCACGCCCAAGUCCUAUUUGAACUUCAUCGCGGGCUACAAGAGCAUCUACAGCGCCAAGCAAAUCGAGCUGAGCAACGGCGCCCUGCGCAUGGACACCGGCUUGGAGAAGCUCGCCGAAGCUUCGUCGUCCGUGUUGGUGCUGAAGAAAGAGCUGGCCGCGAUGGAGAAGGAGCUGGUGGAGGCUUCGAGGCGCGCCGAACGGGUGCUCAUCGAGGUGACGGAGCGCGCCAUGCAGGCGGAGAUCGUCAAGAACCAGGUGCAGAAGGUGAAGGAAAAAGCCGAAGCCUUGGUGUCUUCGAUAGCUGUAGAAAAAGCCAAGGCCGAGGAGAAGCUGGAAGCGGCCAAGCCCGCGCUGGAAGAAGCCGAAGCCGCUUUGAACACCAUCAAACCCGCUCACAUAGCUACGGUGAGGAAGCUGGGCAGACCUCCGCAUCUGAUCAUGCGCAUCAUGGACUGCGUGCUGAUCCUCUUCCAAAGGAAGCUGCAGCAGAUCGCGCCCGACCAAGCCGCCUCGUGUCCGAAACCCUCGUGGGCCGAGUCCCUCAAGAUGAUGGCCUCCACCACGUUCCUGCUCCAGCUGCAGAACUAUCCCAAGGACAUCAUCAACAACGAAAUGGUCGAUCUGCUGCAGCCCUACUUCGAAAUGGAGGAUUACAACAUGGACACGGCCAAGCGGGUGUGCGGCGACGUCGCCGGAUUGCUCUCUUGGACCAAGGCCAUGGCCUUCUUCCACGGGGUUAAUAGAGAAGUGCUGCCGCUCAAGGCGAAUCUGACGCUGCAGGAAGCCAGAUUGAAGCUGGCCAUGGAGGAUUUGGCAGCUGCCGAAAGACAGUUGGAGGAACGCGAGCAAUCUCUAAGAGAAGUCAAAGAACAAUACGACAACGCCGUGAUGGAGAAGCAAAGGUUAACAGACGCAGCGAAUUCCUGCCUGAGAAAGAUGAACACCGCUACUGCGUUGAUCAACGGGCUCGGAGGCGAGAAAGUCAGAUGGACCCAGCAAAGCAAGGAGUUCAAAGAGCAGCUGUGUAGAUUGGUGGGCGACGUGCUUCUAGCAACCGGUUUCCUCUCCUACUGCGGCCCCUACAACCAGGAGUUCCGGGCGAAUCUGGUCAAGUUCUGGAUGGACACGUUGCAGAAGCACCAGAUACCGUACACGCAGCAAUUGAACAUCACCAACAUGCUGGUGGAGAACGCCGUCGUCUCCGAAUGGACGCUGCAGGGUUUGCCCAACGACGAGCUGUCGGUGCAGAACGCGCUGAUCGUCACCAAAUCGAGGUCGUACCCGCUGCUGAUCGAUCCCCAGAACCAGGGCAAGUUGUGGAUCAAGAGCAAAGAGGCCGACAACAAUUUGCAGAUCACCUCGUUGAACCACAAGUACUUCAGAACCCACUUGGAGGACUGUCUUUCUUUAGGAAAACCUCUGUUGAUCGAAGACAUCGACAUAGAGCUGGAUCCCGUAUUGGACAACGUCCUCGAGAAGAACUUCAUCAAAUCGGGGUCCAUAGAAAAAGUCAUAGUAGGCGAUAAAGAAUGCGAUGUGAUGAAGGACUUCAUGUUGUACAUCACCACCAAGCUACCAAAUCCUCCGUAUUCUCCGGAGAUCAGCGCCAAGACCUCCAUCAUCGAUUUCACGGUCACCAUGUUAGGUCUGGAGGACCAGUUGCUGGGCAGGGUGAUACUGAUGGAGAAGUCCGAUCUGGAAGCCGAACGGGUGGCCCUCUUCGAAUCGGUCAUGCAGAACCAGCGGCGCAUGAAGGAACUGGAGACGAACCUGCUGAGCAGAUUGAACUCCACCAGGGGAUCGCUCGUCGACGACGAGGAGCUGAUCAACGUGCUGCAGGUGACCAAAACCACAGCCGAAGAGGUUACCCAAAAGUUGACCGUUUCGGUUACCACCGAGAAGAAGAUCAACGUGGCUAGGGAGGAGUUUAGAGCCGUCGCCGCCAGAGGGUCAAUUUUGUAUUUUCUCAUCGUGGAAAUGAGCAACGUGAACGUCAUGUACCAGAACUCCCUGAAGCAAUUCCUCAUACUCUUCGACAAUUCCAUCACCAAAUCGGAGAAGACCAACGUCACAUCGGAGAGGAUCGAAAUCAUCUUGAAGUAUCUAACCCACGAGGUGUGGGCGUUCACGCAAAGGAGCCUCUACGAACGCCACAAGUCCCUCUUCACGUUGAUGAUGGCGAUGAAAAUCGACCUGCACGACUGCAGGAUCAAGCACGAAGAGUUCAUGGCGUUCAUCAAAGGCGGCGCCUCCUUGGACCUGAACGCUGUCCAACCGAAACCGUUCAGGUGGAUAUUGGACAUCACUUGGUUGAACUUGGUCGAAAUCAACAAGCUGCCCACGUUCACCGGCAUACUGUCCAAGAUAGAGUCCACGGAGAAGGAGUGGAGAACGUGGUACGAAAAGGAGAAACCCGAAGAGGAGGACAUACCGUGCGGGUACCAAAAGAGCCUCGACGUCUUCAGGAAAUUGCUGCUGAUCAGAUCUUGGAGUCCGGAUAGGACUCUGUCCCAAGCCAGGAAGUACAUCAUGGAUUCAUUAGGCGACGAGUACGGCGAACCGAGCAUACUGGACUUGGAGGCCACCUGGACCGAAUCCGAACCCAGAACGCCGCUGAUUUGCAUCUUGUCCAUCGGUUCGGACCCAUCGCCUCAAAUAUCCGCCCUAGCCAAGUCCAAAUCCAUCGCUCUGAAGGCGGUGUCGAUGGGCCAAGGACAGGAGAUCGUCGCCAGAGACAUGAUAGAAUCCUCGAUGGCAGGCGGGGGAUGGGUGCUCCUGCAGAACAUCCAUCUAUCCCUGCCGUUCGCCACUGAACUGAUGACCAUGAUCGUGGACGCCGAGACGAUCGACGACACCUUCAGGAUGUGGCUGACGACGGAGGUGCACGAGCAGUUCCCCAUCGGUCUGCUCCAGCUGGCCAUCAAAUUCACCAACGAGCCGCCCCAAGGGAUCCGGGCCAGCAUGAAGAGGACCUACCAGAACGUCACGCAGGACUUUUUGGACUAUUCGGCGCAAUCGCAAUGGCCUCCGUUGUUGUACGCCGUGGCGUUCCUCCAUACGGUGGUACAGGAGAGGAGGAAAUUUGGACCAUUGGGUUGGAACGUUCCGUACGAGUUCAACCAAGCGGAUUUCGCGGCCAGCGUGCAAUUCAUCCAGAACCAUUUGGACGAUAUGGAUCCCAAGAAGGGCGUCUCCUGGCCUACUGUGUGUUAUAUGUUGGGAGAAGUCCAAUACGGAGGAAGGGUCACCGAUGAUUUCGACAAACGUUUACUCACCACGUUCACGCAGGUGUGGUUCUGCGAUGUACUCCUGCGACCCGGCUUCGAGUUCUACAAGAACUACAAAGUACCGCAAACCAGAAACCUCCAAGGCUACUUGGACUACAUCAACAGCCUUCCUGCUACCGAUAGUCCAGAAGUUUUUGGUCUUCACGCCAACGCGGACAUCACCUAUCAAAUCAACACCGCCAAAGGUAUUCUGGACACGAUUCUGAACGUUCAACCGAAGGAGGGCGGCGGCGGCGGCGGCGAGACGAGAGAAAACGUCGUCUACUGCCUGGCCGAAGACAUGCUGGAGAAGCUGCCCAAGCAGUACAACGGCUUCGAGGUGAAGGAGGCCCUGCAGCGCAUGGGACCCCUAUUGCCGAUGAACAUCUUCCUGCGCCAGGAGGUCGAUCGCAUCCAGAAGGUGCUCUUAGAGGUGAAAUCGACGUUGACCGAUUUGAAAUUGGCCAUCGACGGUACCAUCAUCAUGAGCCAGAACCUGCGCUGCUCGUUGGACUCGAUGUACGACGCCCGGAUACCCGACAAAUGGCAGAAGAUCUCCUGGGAAUCGGCCACGUUAGGGUUCUGGUACACGGAGCUCCUCGAAAGGGACGGCCAGUUCAGGACCUGGAUCCAAUGCGGUAGACCUUUCGUCUUCUGGAUGACGGGGUUCUUCAAUCCACAAGGGUUCCUCACCGCCAUGAGACAGGACGUGACCAGGGCGCACAAGGGCUGGGCGUUGGACUCGGUGGUGCUGCAGAACCUGAUCACCAAGUACGGCAAGGAGGACGUGAAGGAGAGCCCUGUCGAAGGGGUCUACGUGCACGGGCUGUUCCUCGAAGGGGCCAGCUUGGACAGGCGCUCCGGUAGAUUGAUCGAGAGCAGACCGAAAGUGCUGUACGAGCAAAUGCCUGUCAUUUACAUAUUCGCCAUCAACACCACGGCAGGAAAGGAUCCCAAGCUGUACGAAUGUCCCAUAUACAGGAAGCCCCAAAGGACCGAUCAGAAGUACGUGGGGUCCAUCGAUUUCGAGACGGAGCACAAUCCUAGACAUUGGACGCUUAGAGGUGUUGCUUUGUUAUGCGAUAUUAAAUAGAUUAUAGUAUUAUUUGA
This is a messenger RNA of Phyllotreta striolata, 14204 nucleotides long. NCBI's taxonomy places the organism in Eukaryota, Metazoa, Arthropoda, Insecta, Coleoptera, Chrysomelidae. The record is from the annotation of a GenBank genome assembly.